Messenger RNA from Pygocentrus nattereri (red-bellied piranha), 2691 nucleotides. RefSeq lists its product as uncharacterized. The transcript has 10 exons. Gene Ontology annotation, cellular component: external side of plasma membrane. Lineage: Eukaryota; Metazoa; Chordata; Actinopteri; Characiformes; Serrasalmidae. The record is from RefSeq and is a predicted model, not a curated record. Gene Ontology annotation, biological process: T cell costimulation; negative regulation of T cell proliferation; cell surface receptor signaling pathway. The coding region runs from base 339 to 1010 and encodes 223 amino acids.
AGAGUGGUAAAAUAGUCCAGGGCUCGAAGCAUGGCAGAUAAAUAUCAGAGGCAAGGCAAAAAGAGAUGAGACCAAGUCCAUCUUAUCCCAGACUGAGAUGAGACCAAGUCCAUCUUAUCCCAGACAGAGACAAGACCGAGUCAACCUUACCCCAGACCGAGACAAGACUAAGAUGAGGCCGAGUCCACCUUACCCCGAUACCGAGUCCACCUUACCCCGAGACUAAGACAAUUUUCGGAUGUCAUGAUGAGAAUGGACCUCCACAAAGUCCUCUGCACACUCUGCCAUCUUUGAAAAUAGAUGUCUGAGAGAGGACUGCGGUGCUCUGAGCGCAGCUCAUGAACUUGAAUGCACUGGUCAGCAUGAAGUGCGGCAGAAAAUAUAAAGGAAAAGACAAAAACCUCUCCAAUCUCUCCAAUGUUUCCAGCUCGGAGGACUCUCUGAUCACGAGUUCUUCAUUGUUGAUCAUGACCACCGUCCUUCUCAUCCUGUUACUUACUUGCUGUGCUGGCUCUCUCUCUGCACAGUCUAGGAUCUACAUAUCUGUUAAAGCUGGUUCCUCUGCUGUUCUUCCAUGUGAUUGGAGGAAUAAAACACAGUCGUCUGGUGAAAGACCCCACAUUGAGUGGCGCACUCCUUCCGAAACUGUGUUUGAGCGACAGGGUGGGGAUCAGUAUGAGGGUGAGGGGUACGAACAUCGUGUGGACGUUCCUGAAGAUAAGCUGCUCGGUGGGGAUUGUUCCCUGGUGCUGAAGGAUGUCAGACUAAAUGAUUCAGGUCCAUAUGAGAGCUACCUGCUGGAGAGACAAAUGAGGAGGUCCCUCCGCUCUAAACAGGUUUUCAUCCAGGCUGUGGAGCUCUCAGUGGAGGACGCACCUGAGGAAGCUGCAGCAGCAGAAUCAGUGGAGGUGUUUUCACUUUUAAAGCAGUCUGCAUCAAGUAGUGCACAAGUGGUCUGUUCUCUCUCUCCGAUCAUCAUGUUCAUAAUCCUUCUAAACAUACUCUUCUAAAUUAUCUGAGGAUAAAGGUUGUUGCUGCAGUCCAUUCCCGGCGUUAUGGACACCGCCCGAGUUCCUGACCCCGUGGCUGCUACCCGUGGCACACCUGUUCCCGUGGCCACUACCCGCGGCACCCCCUGCCUCCAGUGACAUCGCUUCAGGCCCGCCUGCCUCCGAGGACAUCGCAACCCCUUUGUUCUCGCACAUCCUGCCCUUGCCUCUUUCUGUUGCUCCCUGUAGGCCUCCUGUUCCGUCUGUGUCUGUUGCUCCCUGUGGAACUCCUGUUCCGUCUGUGUCUGUUGCUCCCUGUGGAACUCCUGUUCCAUCUGUGUCUGUUGCUCCCUGUGGAACUCCUGUUCCAUCUGUGUCUGUUGCUCCCUGUGGGCCUCCUGUUCCAUCUGUGUCUGUUUCUGGUGUUGUUUUGUUCCCUACUGUUGUGACUGUGCCCAUUCCUGUUGUGGCUCUUGUUCCUGUCUCUCCUUCUGUGUCUGUGUGUCCAUUUCUGUGCCUGUGUCUGUUUUGGUUCCUGUUUACUUUUGCAUGCUCUGUGUUCCGUUCUUGUUUUCCUCAUCAUGUUGUGCCUUCUGUCGUCCCUCGUUCGGUGUCAUUUUCUGUUGUUCCUUCCCUGUCCUCCCUCUUGGCCUUUGUUUCUUAGAAAAAUAAAUGGAGCUCAUUAUGCUGGUAGUGAACUACGCUGCCUGACUCAGCCACCUAAAAACCAUAGAAACACACCGUAAACAGAAGUUAGGAUCCUGCUGGGGUUCAUCCUAAAGUUAGGACAGGAUGUAGGAGGAUUAGUCUAGAUAGGAUGUUUGUGUGAUGCUGUUUUCUAAUCAAGAGUUAAUGAUGAGAUUAUGAAAUUAGGAACUAAAUAGAUACUGUACUAAACAUAGCCCUAACUGAAGUCGUCCUGGAGACUAAACAGAUAGAUACAGAGGACAGCUUGCAAGCUAACAUAGAAAGCAUUUUUUUAUUGUUUUCUUCUAUGAUGAUCGCUAGCUUGACGUGGUAGAGAGGUUUGUGUGGUCCUGGGAACCUCAGAGCUAAGCUGUCUGGAACUUUCAUAAGAGAUCCUGGUAGAGUCACUCAUGACAGACAGGUCAAAGAGGAGGAUCUAGACAAAGUGCAUUCCAGAUAAGUCUUUAUCAGACCCCACUGAGCUGAGUUCAGUUAAUUAAAUCUUAUGUUUGUGAGUUCAGACCAUGAUCAACAUGGUGGUGGUAGUAUGACACAUUGAGUUAAAGGGAGAACUCUGAGAGUUCUGCCUGUAGCAGGAAGGAGAUGAGGUGGCGGUGGGGAUUGAGAGCACUUCAUCAUGAGAACGCCAGGUGAAGAUGUGAAUUUAUAGUUUUUCAGAUUGGGUCAGAUUGGGAAUGAGGGGUUUCAUCCAUGUUCCUCCCCCCAAACAUCAGUUAUAACAUUACUACAUUUUACACUGCAAGAGUAAUCUAUGGGUAACAGAUAUACCGCUUGUGAAAAUGUGAAUAAUAAAUGUGUGUCUGUGAUUCUGUUUAUCAUGAAAUAAAGGAAAGAGCUUCUCUGCUUUCGUCCAUGUGUUCUGUGCUGUGCUUAGCUCUGGAAUCAUGUUAUUGGAUUGUAGGCAGUUAUGAGCAGUUCAUUAAUUACAGUGGUGGACAGUAACUGAGUAAAUGUAAUUGGUUUCUGUACUUAAGUAUUUUUUCGUGUAUCUGUA